Beta vulgaris subsp. vulgaris (sugar beet) is the source of this 1137-nucleotide messenger RNA. Its product is annotated as probable glutathione peroxidase 8. Gene Ontology annotation, biological process: response to oxidative stress. Gene Ontology annotation, molecular function: glutathione peroxidase activity. Bases 166 to 678 code for a protein of 170 amino acids. The record is from RefSeq and is a predicted model, not a curated record. The transcript is spliced from 7 exons. Lineage: Eukaryota; Viridiplantae; Streptophyta; Magnoliopsida; Caryophyllales; Amaranthaceae.
GAGGUGGUCUCUAAUCCACCAUCCACGCUUGGAAGAAAACAGAAGGGAGUAAGUAAAGCAAACUCGCAAGAACCGAAAAGGGGAAGAUAAAAGGAAGGCGACGACAAAUUGUGGUAUUCUUGUUCAUUGCUUCUCACUGAUUUAAACUCGAAUUAUCUAUAUUCGAUGGCAAGUCAACCCACUGAAAACCCACAAUCAAUCUACGACUUCACUGUCAAGAAUGCCCAAGAAAAUGAUGUCAAAUUGAGUGAUUAUAAAGGCAAAGUAUUGUUGAUUGUUAACGUUGCUUCCAAAUGUGGAAUGACCAGCUCCAAUUACACUGAGCUAAACCAAUUAUAUGACAAGUACAAGAAUCAAGGUCUUCAGAUACUGGCCUUCCCAUGUAAUCAGUUUGGUGAUGAGGAGCCAGGGAGCAAUGAUGAGAUUAUAGAUUUUGUUUGCACUCGCUUCAAGUCCGAAUUUCCUAUAUUCGACAAGAUCGAAGUCAAUGGGGAUAAAGCUUCACCCUUGUACCAGUUCUUGAAGUUGGGGAAAUGGGGAAUUUUUGGAGAUGAUAUUCAGUGGAAUUUUGUCAAGUUCCUUGUUGACAAGGAUGGCCAGGUUGUUGGUAGAUAUUAUCCCACAACUUCACCUCUAAGCCUGGAGUAUGAUGUAAAAAGCCUAUUAGGACUUGCAUAACUGGCUGCUUUACUCGUAAAUUACAUGUAAUGCACAUUCUCCCUAUAGAAGGAUAAUGUGGCUGAUGAAGCUGAAAUUGUACUGACCUUGAAGAACAUGUUGCAUCGUCUGUACUGAAAUUGAUCGUUCAUAUCAACUUUGAACUUGUAUCUGGACCUGUGGUUGUAUCCUGAAAGCACUAAACAUGCUAGUGAAGUAAACCAAGAAAAAAAAAGUUCGCAUGUCAUGUAUAAAAGAAGUUGGAGGCUUGGAACCAGUUCUAUAACUGGACUCACAAUGACUAAAUAUUUGGUGAACUAUAGUUGCGGAAGGUGACCUGUCUAAUUUGAAACGCCAAGGACUUUUUUUUUAGAUCUUAUAUGUGGAAUCAUGACAAUUAGACCGGGAAAGGAAGGGCCUACGCCCGACGACCAAUCCAUACAAAGAGAUUAGAAAUAAUUUUUUAUGUAUUUUGACCAA